UUCGAUUCCUCCUCCAUGUUUUUUUUUUAUUGAGAACUCUGUUUUUAUAAUGUAAAACACUUAUUAGGGUUACAGGCGAUUCAGUAUUCAGCUAUUCACUCACACAUUCACAAAAUCCAGCCUCCAGCUCCAGCCGUCCACCACUCCAAUCUCUCAGCAAAGAAAGAGUUGGUUUGGUUUGUGCAAUGGAUGAUGUAUAUGGAGCUAUUAUAGACGCUGUGCCAUUACACAAGAAUCUUCACUUUAAUUUUUUAGGUCAAAACCGGACCAAAGAUGAUUCCUUUUCGAUGGAGUUUCAACUUCCCGAUUUUCGACCACCCAUUGCUAAAUUUGUAAAGACAAGAGAAGCUGGAGAGUUUCUUAGUGGUGCUUUGGCUGGAGCUAUGACGAAAGCUGUUCUUGCUCCUCUAGAAACCAUAAGGACUCGAAUGGUGGUUGGUGUUGGGUCAAAAACGAUAUCCGGUAGUUUUCUAGAGGUGAUUGAAAAACAGGGUUGGCAAGGACUUUGGGCCGGCAAUGCAAUCAACAUGAUACGAAUUGUUCCCACACAAGCAAUUGAACUUGGAACUUUUGAAUGUGUCAAACGAGUAAUGACAUCAGCAAAAGAAAAAUGGAGUCAAGAAGAGUGUCCGAGUGUGCAAAUCGGUCCGGUCAAACUAACUUUUUCUCUCUCAUGGCUCUCACCGGUUGCCGUUGGGGGUGCAGCCGCAGGGAUUGCUGGCACCCUUGCAUGUCAUCCUCUUGAAGUUAUUAAGGAUCGGUUGACUGUCAGUCCUGAUACUUAUCCUAAUUUGAGUAUUGCUGUUCAGAAGAUGUUUAAAAACGGCGGGAUUGGUUCUUUCUAUUCCGGUCUUUCUCCGACGUUGAUGGGAAUGUUGCCAUAUAGUACUUGUUACUAUUUCAUGUACGAUACAAUUAAAAAGUCUUACUGCACUGCUCAAAAAAAGAAAUCUUUAAGUCGUCCCGAGAUGCUGCUGAUCGGAGCUCUUUCAGGUUUAACUGCAAGUACAAUAAGUUUCCCUUUAGAGGUGGCAAGAAAACGGCUAAUGGUUGGGGCUCUGCAAGGUAAGUGCCCACCGAACAUGGCGGCUGCAUUAGCAGAAGUUGUUAGAGAAGAGGGUUUGAUGGGAUUAUAUAGAGGAUGGGGUGCAAGUUGUUUGAAGGUCAUGCCAUCAUCCGGCAUCACAUGGAUGUUUUAUGAAGCUUGGAAAGACAUAUUGAUCGGUGACAAGGACAAACAAUGAUAAUAAAUGCGGUCGUGUUAAUGACCAUGUUUAACCAUUGUUUUGGUUAAUUUUGAUGUGCUAAGAAGAGAAUACAUGUACCUUUGAAUUUUGUUGCGGCUUUGUCACUUCAUGUGUGACCCUCUUUCAUGUUUUUGUAUGAAGGUGGUGAUUUUUGCUA
Messenger RNA from Helianthus annuus (common sunflower), 1404 nucleotides. Its product is annotated as probable mitochondrial adenine nucleotide transporter BTL1. The record is from RefSeq and is a predicted model, not a curated record. The transcript has 6 exons. Gene Ontology annotation, biological process: transmembrane transport. Lineage: Eukaryota; Viridiplantae; Streptophyta; Magnoliopsida; Asterales; Asteraceae. Bases 186 to 1244 code for a protein of 352 amino acids.